UAUCAAACUGUGUGAGAGAAAGAGUGGAGUGGUCUGGUCUCCCAUAGCAACCAAUCACAGUUCAGCUUUCACUUUACCAGAGUUCAUUAUCUGACAUGUGAUUGGCUGUUGUGGUCACUCCCCUUUUUCUCUCACACAGAUUGAUAAAUCUUGCCAGCGUGUACUGAGAGUGAGAAAUUGAUUGUAUUGUGCGUAAAUUGUGUGAAAAAAACAAUGUCUGGAAUGAGAGAAAUUGUGUCUGUGGUGUCUGGGAGAGAGGAUGGUGACGGUGAGCGUGCUGUUGUGGAUGUGAGUGAUAGAGCAUGUGUGAGUGAGCGUGCUGUUGUGGAUGUGAGUGAUAGAGCAUGUGUGAGUGAGCGUGCGGAUGAUGAGUGUAGUGGUGGCGUGGAGAGGAGAGGAGAGAAGAGGAGGAGUAAAGUCCGAGCAUGUCCAAUCGCAAGACAAAGUGGUUGGGCAAUAUCGGACUCUGGCAGUGGCAGCCACACAUCUGAGUCUGAGAGUCUGCACUCAGUGGGAGUCCCACCAGCCAAAAAACAAAGAGGGCCGAAAUUCACGGAGGCAGAGAACGUAGCACUGGUGGCUGCUGUUAGCACAGAAAAAUCCGUGUUAUUCAACACGACAGUGGGUACCCAGGAGAAGAUGGCCGCCUGGAGCCGGGUGAGGGAGAAAGUGUCCCAAGUUGCAAGUGGCACAGCGGACAGGACAGUUCUCAGCAUCAGGCAUCGGUACUAUGACUGCAGGGCAUCAGUCCUCAAAAAAAUAAAAAAGCAGCAGCAGAGGAGGAACAUCAACUUCAAGAACUGGGAGCUGGAGUUGAAGAAGCACCUCCUGCCAGAGGCUCAGACAUCCGAGGCAGAGAGAUCUGAUCAACAAGGCCAGGCUUCAUUAAGGAGUCACCAUGACAGUUCCCCACCAUCACCUGUCCUGUCACAUUUGGAGAGCCGGAGUGAGGUUGAGGCAGAUGAUAAUGUGCCAGUACCUGAGGAGGACAUGGGCCAACCCCUGAGCUCAGCUGCCUGUUCACCAGCUAUCCACAGUCCACCCAGUCCACUAUCUCCAACCCCAGCACCCGCAUCUGUCCCAAUGGACACGUACCUUAGGGUACUCCAAGAAAGGGACAGGUUGUCCAGGGAGACGAGGCACCUUGCACGGGAGAUGCGACGCUUGAAUAGGACCAUGCACCAACUUCACCGACGGCAGGCUGACGACAUCCAAGUGAUGUUGGCCCGGGUCAGCCAGCAGCACCUUCAGGCCACAGCACAGCUAAGGGUGGACCUCCUGACGGCAAUAUCAAGAAUCAGCCAAUCACCUCCAUUGGCUGACACCAGCAGCAGCAACAAUGGGGCACCUUCACAAACCUAA
Hyla sarda is the source of this 1362-nucleotide messenger RNA. RefSeq lists its product as uncharacterized. The coding region runs from base 214 to 1362 and encodes 382 amino acids. NCBI's taxonomy places the organism in Eukaryota, Metazoa, Chordata, Amphibia, Anura, Hylidae. The transcript is spliced from 3 exons. The record is from RefSeq and is a predicted model, not a curated record.